Molecule: messenger RNA, 2087 nt
Organism: Diospyros lotus (date-plum)
Lineage: Eukaryota; Viridiplantae; Streptophyta; Magnoliopsida; Ericales; Ebenaceae
Product: M phase phosphoprotein 10
Exons: 13
Coding region: 108-1781 (557 amino acids)
Biological process (GO): rRNA processing
Cellular component (GO): nucleus; small-subunit processome; Mpp10 complex
Source: RefSeq, a predicted model, not a curated record
UGGCGAACGGACUUUAACCCCUAAAACCCUAAAUCCUACGUAGCCCAGGGCAGGCAUAGUCGGAUACCAUCUUCUUCGUCUCCGUCAGGCUUCCUCGUCACGAAGCCAUGGCGGCUUCAAUCGGAACUGGUAACUUAGAAGCCUUCCGCCGCCUGAAAUCGGCGGAGCCACUGCUCUACCUCUCGCCAAACCCCGAGCUUUCCCACGCCGCCCGCACGGCUUCCCAGCACGUAUACUCCUCCAUCAAGCCCUUCACCCCCAAAUUGCCCCUCGAUCACCUUCUCGUCGACGGCUUCGACGCCGAACAGAUUUGGGAGCAAAUCGACCUCCAGUUCCACCCGAUAGUUUCCAGCCUCCGCCGCGAGCUGAAGAAGUUCGAGAAGAAUCCUGAAGAAAUUUUGAAGCCUUUUGGUAUGGAGAAAGAGGAGGAGGAGGAGGAUUUAGAGAGAGUAAGUGAGGAUUUCGACGGAUUGGAGUCGGCGGGAGUGGAAGACGAAGACUUGGGGUUUGAUGAUGAGGAUGAGGAAGAGGAAGAGGAAGAGGAUGAAGAGAUUGAUGGUGAUGAGAAAGGGGAGGAGGGCGUUGGGGAGGAAGAUGAUGGCUAUGAGGACGGUGUUGGCGGAGUUGAAGACAAGUUUUUGAAGAUAAAGGAAUUAGAGGAAUAUUUGGAGGAUGACGAAGCGAGAGAAUAUGGAAUGGAGAAGAGGAAGAGAAGGAAUGAUAGUAAUAAGGUGCCACUUGGGGACGAAGAAGAUGGCGAAGAAGACGAUGAGGACGAGGAUGAAGAAGGCGAUGGUGAAGACAAUGACCUUGAUAUUUUUGGCGAUGAGAUGGAUGAUGAGGAAGAAGGGGAAGAUGAGAUGGAACAUGCGAGAUAUGAGGACUUCUUUGGUUCUAAAAAGAAAAAUGAUCAGAAAAGAAAAUCUAAAUUGAUUGAUGGGUCAGAUGGCUUGGGCAUGGAUGCUGAACAAGAAGAUGACAGGGCUUUCAGAAAUCAGGAACAAAAUCUCUCUACGCAUGAAAAAGAAUUACAGAAGCUUCAAUCUGAAAUAGAGAAAAUGGAGAAAGCAAACUUAGAACCAAAGACUUGGACUAUGCAGGGGGAGGUAACGGCUGCUAAAAGGCCAAAAAAUAGUGCAUUAGAAGUUGAUCUGGAUUUUGAACACAAUAUGAGACCUGCCCCUGUAAUCACGGAGGAGGUUACUGCAUCUCUAGAAGAGUUAAUUCAGAAGCGGAUACUUGAGGGGCAUUUUGAUGAUGUUAAGAAGGCUCCAAUGCUGCCAUCUAAAGCACCCAAAGAAUUAAAGGAGUUGGAUGAGAACAAGAGCAAGAAGGGACUUGCUGAAAUUUAUGAGGAAGAAUAUGUUCAGAAAACUGGCCUAGUUUCAGCAGCAUUGUCUUUUUCAGAUGAACAAAAGAAAGAGGCAAGUAUGCUGUUCAAGAAACUAUGCUUGAAAUUGGAUGCUCUGUCACAUUUCCACUUUGCUCCAAAACCAGUCAUUGAAGAUAUGUCAAUCCAAACAAAUGUACCUGCAUUGGCUAUGGAAGAGAUUGCACCUCUGGCAGUAUCAGAUGCAGCUAUGUUGGCUCCAGAGGAAGUUUUUGCUGGCAAAGGAGAUAUUAAAGAAGAAAUAGAACUAACAAAAGCAGAAAGGAAGAGGAGAAGGGCUAGCAAGAAGAGAAAAUUUAAAGCUGAGUCAGUGAAAAAGAUGGCAAUAAAUACUGCACGAGAAAGGGUGCAUCAAAAUCAAAUGGACGGAAAGAGAGAAGAAGAAUCAUGAGCUUCAGAGCCCUGACCUGAUGGAGCCUAAAUCUCCUCAAUUAAGGAGUUUUUCUGUGUGUUGUGCCUUCUGACCUUUGAAUACAGAUAGAUAGUUAUUUCCCCUUCCCCUCCCCCUUAAAAAGUAGUGACCACCGGCGCAAGCAAGCACAUGCCGUAGAAAAAGUUGGGAUGGAAAAGGCAGCAGCAAAAACGAACAAAGACUGGGUGAUAAAUAGGAUUUUAUUGUUUUGAUAUUUGUAGUUUUUUCGUAGAUAUGGUAUAAUAUAAUAUCAAGUUGAAGCUGCUGAUGAUUAGCUUUUUUGUA